Caenorhabditis elegans is the source of this 519-nucleotide messenger RNA. RefSeq lists its product as uncharacterized. NCBI's taxonomy places the organism in Eukaryota, Metazoa, Nematoda, Chromadorea, Rhabditida, Rhabditidae. The transcript is spliced from 3 exons. The record is from RefSeq and is marked reviewed. Bases 217 to 516 code for a protein of 99 amino acids.
ACGAUUGGAAAAAAUGAUCGGGGAGUUUGAUGAGUUUUUGAAGAAGCAGAGGAAUAGAUGAUUAACUCCUUUUGUGGGUUUUUGGCGAUAUUUCUAAUUCAGAAGUUAAAAAAAAUUGUAUUUUAGUAAGCUUGUUUUCAAUUUUUAAACACAAAACAUAUAGAUAAUUUCAAAGUCUCAGUGAUAACAGAAAUUCCUAUUUUUAUUUUUUUCAUCAUGGCUGUCCAGCAAAAACCAUUGCUCAUUAUUGGAUAUGUGCAUGAUACCGAUAGACUGCAUAGUAUGUCCCUUCCAAAAAAUUUCAAUGUGCGUGCCUUCAUUGAUACGCAUUCCAAUCAGUUCGAGAUUUAUUUCAAGGAACAUAAAAAUCAUAAGUUUUGGACUGCAACGAUAAUGACGGAACAUAAUGGGCAUCAACAAAAUUUUGAGCUUCCGCCGCCAAUAUUUGACUGGGGACAAACUUCAUCUUUUUUGCUCGGGUUGGAAAAGAUGAUCGAACAGUAUAACAGCCGUUAGAAA